AAAGCAGAAAUGACAUCUCUAAUUCAAGUUCAUCUCUAAACUAUGAUGGCAUUUCUAUGCAAAGCUUAAAAAGUUUAAAAUUUGCAUUUAUUAAUUAUGCUGAAGAAUUUAUAAAAAAUCUUAGUAAACUAGAUAAUUUAAUUGGAUUUAAACAAUUAGUCAAGGACUUUGAAAUAGAAUUGCCAGAAGAAAUAUUGAUUAAAGCACUUAAAUUACUUAGUGAUGCAUUAUCUUUUAAAUAUCUCACAGAAUAUACUAUGAUACAUCUUGAAGUUCACCUUAGAACUCGGAUGAUAACCAUAGAAAGAGUAUACUAUUCUUAUAUUGUAUUAGAAAAUGAAAUCCGAGAUGCUAAAUCAAAAGAUAUUUCAAGAAAACUUGAUGUUGUUGAAAUUUUACCAAACAUUACUCAAGUCUUUAAUUUCAAAUAUCCUAUCACUUAUUG
Molecule: messenger RNA, 445 nt
Organism: Dentiscutata erythropus
Lineage: Eukaryota; Fungi; Glomeromycota; Glomeromycetes; Diversisporales; Gigasporaceae
Source: the annotation of a GenBank genome assembly